UCAAGAAAGCUCCAUACACACUGCCGCACGUUCAGUACACAGCAAAAUGGCGGAACCCAAAACGAAGUACGAUCGUCAGCUCAGAAUAUGGGGUGAGCAAGGACAGGCUGCACUUGAGAGAUCUAGUAUAUGCUUGUUGAAUUGUGGGCCAACAGGUUCAGAAACAUUGAAAAAUCUUGUUCUUGGUGGGGUUGGAAGUAUCACCAUUGUCGAUGGCUCAAAAGUUGAAGUGGGUGACCUUGGGAAUAACUUCAUGGUGGACGAAUCAUGUGUGGGACAAUCGAAGGCCAAAUGUGUGUGUUCAUUUCUUCAGGAGCUAAAUGAUGCCGUUAAAGCCAAGUUUAUUGAAGAGUAUCCCCAGGCAUUGAUUGAGUCAAAUCCAUCAUUCUUCUCACAGUUCACUCUGGUAGUGGGCACACAGCUGGUUGAAGAUUCAAUGGUGAAAUUGGACAGAAUCUGUCGAGAUGCAAAUGUUGCUCUGGUAUUUGCACGCUCAUAUGGUCUAACAGGUUUUAUUCGGAUCAGUGUGAAGGAGCAUACUGUGAUUGAGUCAAAGCCUGAUCACUUUUUGGAUGAUCUCCGGCUAAAUAACCCAUGGCCAGAGCUCAGAAGUUUUGCAGACACUAUUGAUUUGAACACAUCUGAUCCAGUCGUCCAUAAGCACACCCCUUACGUCAUCAUUCUCGUUAAGAUGGCAGAAGAGUGGGCAAAAAGUCAUGGUGGAUGCCUUCCAUCAACUAGAGAUGAGAAGAAACAAUUCAAGGACCUAAUUAAAGCCAGGAUGAUUGCAAUUGAUGAGGACAAUUAUAAAGAGGCAAUGGAAGCUUCAUUUAAAGUCUAUGCUCCUAGAGGAAUCAGUUCAGAGUUAGAGAAGAUAAUUAAUGAUGGUAGUGCUGAAGUUGGUUCAAGUUCAUCAGAGUUUUGGGUGACUGUGGCAGCUCUAAAGGAUUUCAUUGACAAUGAAGGGAAUGGGGAGGCACCUCUUGAGGGUUCAAUACCGGAUAUGACAUCAUCCACUGAGUUGUAUGUAAAUUUGCAGAAGAUUUACCAAGCAAAGGCUGUGGCAGAUUUUAUUGCUGUGGAGCAAAAAGUCAGGCAUAUCCUGAAAAUAAUUGGUAGAGAUCCAUAUAGCAUCUCAAAUGCUUACAUAAAAAGCUUCUGUAAAAAUGCAAGGAAACUCCGAGUUUGUAGGUAUCGGCCCAUUGAGGAUGAGUUCAACACCCCAGUCCAAGCAGAAUUACAGAAGUGUCUGACUGAUGAAGACUACAGUUAUGCUGCAGGGUUCUACAUUCUGCUUCGAGCUGCGGACCGUUUUGCUGCAAACUAUAAUAGUUUCCCUGGCCAAUUUGAGGGUGGGAUGGAUGAGGAUAUUUCCAGAUUGAAAAGUAUUGCGGUCAGCCUCCUUAGUGAUCUGGGCUGUAAUGGUUCAUCUUUAAUAGAAGAUCUUAUAAAUGAAAUGUGCCGGUAUGGUGCUGCAGAGCUUCACGCUGUGGCUGCCCUUAUUGGUGGAAUUGCAUCACAGGAAGUGAUCAAGCUCAUCACAAGGCAGUUUGUUCCUAUGUCUGGGACUUUCAUCUUCAAUGGCAUUGAUCACAAGUCUCAACUGUUACUGUUAUAAGUAGUUUCAGCGAUGAUCAGAUUUCUCCACUUCUGAAAGCACAGUGCUUGAAAUUUAUACUUGAAAGCUGGAAGAUGGACAUGCUCAGAUGGCUGAAUGGCGGAGGUUAUUUCGAUGGCUUUAAAUUUAUAUUUGCACCUUAUCCUUCUUUAUUUUUCCGCCCAUUUUGGUUGAGGGACAUUUCUGUACCUGGUCCAUGGUUGAUUAGUUGAGGACAACACAAGAAGAGUAUAGAAUGAACUGCUGAAGUCUAAAUUUGUGCAGUCGAUAUAAUGUAACUAGAGAUUUCUGCUCAAGGCUUUGUUGGAGCCGAGGGUAAUAGAACAAUCAGGGGCUGAAUGGUACACCCAAGGAAACAAAAUGGAAAUGAAUAUUGAAGGUU
Coffea eugenioides is the source of this 2000-nucleotide messenger RNA. RefSeq names its product NEDD8-activating enzyme E1 regulatory subunit AXR1-like. Bases 47 to 1618 code for a protein of 523 amino acids. The transcript has 15 exons. The record is from RefSeq and is a predicted model, not a curated record. NCBI's taxonomy places the organism in Eukaryota, Viridiplantae, Streptophyta, Magnoliopsida, Gentianales, Rubiaceae. Gene Ontology annotation, cellular component: cytoplasm. Gene Ontology annotation, molecular function: NEDD8 activating enzyme activity. Gene Ontology annotation, biological process: protein neddylation.